AUGCGCAAGGAGCGCAUUAGAUCUGUGCCUUCAUGGCGUGGAGGUCCUGCCCGCCGGGACUGUGUCUUUAUUUUGGAUGAUGACACUCAGCCUGGCUUUCUUGGGUUGCUUGCAGCUCGUGUUCUUCUUCUGUUUUCUUUCAAGGACAUAGAUGGUGUGGAGUAUUCUUGUGCUCUUGUCUCCUGGUUUCUGCCUACUUCUGAUCAUCCAUGUGAAGAGACAGGGAUGUGGACAGUGGAACCUCAGGUGGAUGAGUUUGGACAUCAGACUGUGUCUGUUAUCCAUCUUGACUGCAUUCUACAGGCUGCACACCUUAUUGGUGUUGCUGGUAAAGAUUCUAUUCCCACUAGGCUCAAACAUACUGAUAGUUUAGAUGCAUUUACUGCCUUCUAUGUAAAUAAGUAUGCUGACCAUCAUGCACAUGAAAUUGCCUUCUAA
Messenger RNA from Dichomitus squalens LYAD-421 SS1, 438 nucleotides. RefSeq lists its product as uncharacterized. Lineage: Eukaryota; Fungi; Basidiomycota; Agaricomycetes; Polyporales; Polyporaceae. Bases 1 to 438 code for a protein of 145 amino acids. The transcript has a single exon. The record is from RefSeq and is a predicted model, not a curated record.